AAUUAAUUUGCUUAAUAAAUAAUAAUUGUUUUAAGUGGCCACGUAUAAAAUGUGUAUUAGCGCUAACUAUUGUUCCUUUAUUUUAAACAACUUGACUAAAAUCGAAUGAAAACUACAACAUUAUUUAUACUUGGUAUCCUUUAGUUAUUUCACACAUAAUUAAAUAAUAACAAUGGAUUUUUUGAAUACUAAUACUGGACAAAGUAACUUCAAUAAUCCAAAUGGUGGUCAUACUGCAAUUUUUAUCGAUGACCGACCAAUGAAUAAUGUUGAAGGACGAAUGACUGUGUCUGGAUCACUAAUGCAAAAUAUUGGUGAACCUGGAUUCAAUACAUUAGAUGAACCCAUUAAAACUACUAUUAUGAGAGACUUAAAAGCAGUUGGAAUGAAAUUUAAACAUGUCUUGUAUUUAAAAGAAAAAAAUACACUUCUUAAAGAAUGGGACUUGUGGGGCCCUUUGAUGCUUUGCACAUUCAUGGCUAUGGUUCUACAAGGAUCACCAGAUUCCAGACAAAUUGGUGAUGGAGGUCCUGAGUUUGCUGAAGUUUUCGUUAUUAUUUGGAUAGGGUCUGUGAUUAUUACAUUAAAUUCAAAAUUACUAGGGGGCACAAUAUCGUUUUUCCAGAGUGUAUGUGUUUUAGGUUACUGUCUGUUACCAAUUGUUAUAGCCUUGAUAGUAUGCAGAUUUAUUUUAAUAUUUGAGCAAACUAAUUUCUUAUUUUUUAUUCGAUUUGCCAUAUCAAUUGGUUCAUUUUUAUGGGCCACAUAUGCUUCUGUUGUAUUCCUUGGAGAUAGUCAACCACAAGGGAAAAAAGCUCUAGCUGUAUAUCCAAUAUUUUUGUUUUAUUUUAUCAUGUCAUGGCUUGUUUUAUCACACACAGUAUAGCGUUGUUGAUCAAAAUUAUAUUUUGAGAAGUUACGUGAUUUUGUUUAUGACUUGUAAUUAUAUAAACUAUAUUAAAAUAUUAACUAUUAAGUAAUUAUUUGGUGCUUGAUGCCUCAAUGUAAAACACCUCGUCAUGUGUAUAAAAAUACUAUAUUAUUGAAAAAAUUUUCUGAAUUGUGUCUGUGCAA
Molecule: messenger RNA, 1074 nt
Organism: Melanaphis sacchari
Lineage: Eukaryota; Metazoa; Arthropoda; Insecta; Hemiptera; Aphididae
Product: protein YIPF6
Exons: 8
Coding region: 173-886 (237 amino acids)
Biological process (GO): endoplasmic reticulum to Golgi vesicle-mediated transport
Cellular component (GO): trans-Golgi network; membrane
Source: RefSeq, a predicted model, not a curated record